Messenger RNA from Ilyonectria robusta, 1262 nucleotides. Its product is annotated as S-adenosyl-L-methionine-dependent methyltransferase. The transcript is spliced from 9 exons. The coding region runs from base 82 to 1092 and encodes 336 amino acids. NCBI's taxonomy places the organism in Eukaryota, Fungi, Ascomycota, Sordariomycetes, Hypocreales, Nectriaceae. Gene Ontology annotation, molecular function: methyltransferase activity. The record is from RefSeq and is a predicted model, not a curated record.
UGGUUGUAUCCCCGCAUCAUCUUUGCCUCGCCCUCAAUCCUUCACGUCGUGAGGCCUCAAGGAACAGUCCCAUUUGUCAACAUGGCGGAGCAGAAUCAGCAACCAGGGAUCGAGAUUGACCCUGCCGUAGUUAGCGCAGAUGACAAUGUUUCUACCGGCGAUGAGGAAAGUGUUCGCGAAUCAACUGCAUCCCUUUCAUCCAGUAUUUGGGAAUAUCGAACCGUGCAAGGAAGAACCUACCAGGCUUCCAAGUCAACUGAAUACUGGGCGCCCAAUGAUGAAAAGCACAUAGAGGCUUUUGAUGUCGCACAUCAAUGGCUCACCAUGAUGCUGGAUGACGAAUUAUACGCCGCCCCUAUUGGCGACAAUCCCCAGCGCAUCUUGGAUGUUGGCACGGGAACAGGCAUUUGGGCGAUUGACAUGGGAGAUAAGUUUCCCUCAGCUGCAGUCACUGGUAUCGAUAUUUCCCCAAUGCAGCCAUCCUGGGUGCCCCCGAAUGUCUCAUUCCAGAUUGAUGAUGCUCAGUUGGACUGGACGUUUGAGCCAGAGUCUUUCGACUUCAUCCAUGUUCGUUACAUGCACGGGGCCAUCGAGGACUGGGAAAAGCUAUACCGUCAAAUGUUUGCGUUUCUGAAACCCGGCGGCUGGUUCCAGCACAUUGAGCCUGACAUCCAACUACGCUGCAACAACCCGACUUGCACAAAAGAGAACGAGACGUUCAAGAAAUGGGCCCAGCUAUUCUACGACGCUGGCGACAAGCUAGGCCGCACCUUCAGGUGCACCGAUGGAAUGAUGGAGAAGUUUGCCUCGGAAGCCGGCUUUGGCAAAAUCACCAAAAAAGUCUUCACCAUUCCGCACAGCGCGUGGCCGAAAGACCAGAAACUCAAGAAGCAGGGGCAGUACGUCGGGCUCUACAUGGACUUGAGUUUGGAUGGUUUCGCCUUGUAUCCCAUCGGGCAGAUCCUGGGCUGGAGCUUCGAGGAGGUGCAGGUGCUUGUCGCCGAGAUGCGCAAUGCCAUCCGUAACCCGAAGAAUCUGACCUGCAGCGAUAUGCAUAUGGUGUACGGCCAAAAACCAGAGAAAUCUACUUAACAAGUCGGUAUGUGGAGGAUAGGGCGACAUAGCGGGAUAUACUUGAGCGAUCGCUUGUCCUGGCCACUUCUGAAAUAGAACCUGGAUCAGGUGGACUCGCGAUCUAUUCAUAGAAUUGCACUUUCCCACGUCAGGAUCGUGUUUGUCUUGCUUUGAAGCUAUCCACAUGU